Molecule: messenger RNA, 1560 nt
Organism: Penicillium riverlandense
Lineage: Eukaryota; Fungi; Ascomycota; Eurotiomycetes; Eurotiales; Aspergillaceae
Product: NAD(P)/FAD-dependent oxidoreductase
Exons: 2
Coding region: 1-1560 (519 amino acids)
Cellular component (GO): cytoplasm
Molecular function (GO): oxidoreductase activity
Source: RefSeq, a predicted model, not a curated record
AUGCCGUUCGCUCAAGCUCUACUCAGCGACGAAGCAAUUCCUGUCGCAGCGCGCCAGCAAGCUCUGGAUCGCAUCUUUUCUGACCCAGGUAUUCCUUGCUCAACCACAACCUCCUCUUUCUGGCUCCAAGAGCCGCACCCGCGCUUCACCCAGCGGGCCCUGACUACCACUACACUGCCCAGCGUGAGCGAUGUCGUAAUCAUUGGCUCUGGGAUUACAGGCGUUUCUAUUGCACGCACGCUACUCCAAUGUCGUGCUCAUGAAUCUUCCGUGCCGACACAUCCAGCCGUCGUCAUGCUCGAGGCCCGCGGCAUUUGUAGCGGUGCCACGGGCCGUAAUGGCGGCCACAUCCUCGAGACCGCAGACGAAUAUGCUGAGCUUGCUGAUGUAUUUGGUGAGGACGUUGCGCGCAAGACAUUACGCUUCCGUCUGUCGCAUCUGAAGGAGAUGCUUCGCGUUGCGGAUGAGUUUGGUUUGACGGAGGAGGCGCAGGCACGCAAAGUGCAGUUCCUCAGUGUGUUUUUCGAGGAUGACUCGUUCAAGGAAGCGCUGGAUAGACUGCAGAAGUUCAGAGAGGGACUUCCUGAAGAGUCAGCGGAGUGGACUGCCUAUGAAGCUGGUGCUAUUCCCAAGGAGUUCAACCUUUCUCGUGCGCGAGGUGUCAUUGCUGGUCCAGCUGGUGCUCUGUGGCCCUACAAGUUUGUGACAGGCGUGUUGUCCCGUCUGCUGGAAGAGUAUCCGCAGGAUUUCCUCGUCGAAGAACAUACAGCCGUGACCGCCAUCCACAACACAUCUUCAACCAAGGAGCUGCGCUACAAAGUCGAGACUAGUCGGGGCACAAUCUUUGCCAAUCACGUCAUUCAUUGCACCAACGCACAUGUUAGUCACUUGGUCCCAGGCCUGCGUGGACGCAUCUUCCCCGUGCGCGGCCAGAUGUCGGCGCAGACACCCGGUGACCGGUUCCCAUGCCAGGCAAAGGAGCAUUCAUGGCUUUUCAAUUACGAACGUGGCUUCGACUACCUUACCCAGCUUCCGGGUGGCCAGAUGAUGCUUGGCGGCGGAUUCGCGCAGGGCGAGGGCGGCGGGCUUGCCGAUCUGGGCAUCGCAACAGACUCAGACCUAAGCCUAUACAUUGACAUCCACCUCUCGGGCGCUUUGAGCGCCAUUUUCGGCCGCCAGGCUUGGGGGCGUGUGAACGGCGAUCCCGUACAGGCAAUGUGGACAGGCAACAUGGCUUUCAGCUCUGACGGGUUCCCCUGGGUGGGACGGUUGCCUGCUUCGAUGACACGUCGUGACAGUGACCGUAGUGCCUCUGCCUCCUCCCACGGCAACGGUGCCGAAUGGGUGUGUGCGGCUUUUGGUGGCGAGGGUAUGGUGCAGGCUUGGCUGUGCGGCAAGGCCCUGGCCACGAUGCUCCUCCUGCAGGACCGCCGACUUGCUCCGACUGCUGACGCAGAUAUGUCGUGGUUCCCAGAUCAGAUGCUUGUUUCUGAAGAAAGAAUUGCUGCCGCGGAGUUGCCCAACAGCGUGGCUGACAAUCGUCGUCAGGCGAAUCUGUAG